CAGAGGCAAAUAACAGUUUCUUUAAAGCACGCUCUGCUCCAAAAUCAGAAAAACCUGUUUCCGACUUAUAAACCUCUCAGUUCAUAAGGCUCCACAAAACCCUACAAUCUCUCUGCUCGCCAACAAUGGCGGAACCGAGCGUGUUGACUCGGCAUAUUGAGUCAUACGUCGACACGACUCGCUCUCUAAACGAACAGGCGGCAAGCUUGGAUUCUAUCAUUUCUCUUGUAAAGAAUGGCUUAGUAACUAUUGAAAAACUGGUCAGAGAGAUGGACAUGUAUCUGACCACCACAGAUCAUGUCAUCCGUGCAAGAGGUAUUCUUCUUCUUGCGGAAUUGCUUACAAAUCUUUCAUUAAAGCCACUCGACAAUGUCACAAUUCAUAGCUUAAUUGAUUUCUUCGCAGAUAGGCUGGUAGAUUGGAGAACUUUACGUGGGGCUCUCGUUGGUUGCUUGGCAUUGCUGAGGAGAAAAAGUGAUGCUGGUAUGGUGCCUGCCACUGAUGCAAAAGCAGUUGCUCUGUCUUACGUAAAGAACCUCCAGGUGCAAUCUUUAGGUCAGCAUGAUAGGAAGCUUUGCUUUGAACUUCUGGAGUGCCUUUUAGUAACCUAUCCCAAUGAGGUCGCUUCACUGGGUGAAGACAUCAUAUAUUCAGUCUGCGAAUCCGUGGAUGGAGAGAAGGAUCCUCAUUGCUUGAUGCUAGUAUUUCACAUUAUUCCGGCUUUGGUUGGACUAUUUCCAAACCCAUCUGGGUCACUUGCAAGUUUUCCUAGAGAUCUUUUUGAAGUUUUGGGCUGUUACUUUCCCAUACAUUUUACUCAUCAUAAGGUAGAGGACGUUGAUGUGAAAAGAGAUGACCUGUCAAGGGCCCUAAUGAUAGCAUUCUCAUCAACACCUCUUUUGGAGCCAUUUGUCAUUCCCUUGCUUCUUGAAAAACUCUCUUCUUCUCUGUCAUCAGCAAAGAUUGAUUCUUUGAAAUAUUUAAGCUAUUGCUCAAUAAAGUAUGGAGCAGACAGGAUGGCAAGACAUGCAGGAAUUCUUUGGAGUUCUAUAAAAAACGCAAUAAGCACUUCAUUGAAGGAGCCUACUGAAUCUUUUUACUCAGAAUCGAUAGAUGGUCUUGGCUUUCAGGAGAAUGAAGUUGUAUCUGAAGCUCUAGUGCUGUUGGAAACAGUUGUCAUGCAAAAUAACAAUUUACUUUUAAGUAUGAUUGUGGAUGAUGAAGAUAUAAGUACUGUUUUUAACACCAUGACAAGUUAUGGGCGUUAUAAGGAUAUUCCUUUGCAAGGCAAACAGAGGUUACAUGUGGUUGGUCGCAUUCUAUAUAUUACCACAAAGACUUCUAUUGCUUCCUGUAAUAGAGUGCUUGAAACGUUCUUUCGCCCUUUGGUGGAUAUCUUACAGCUUUCCAUUAGAAGUUCAUCCAGGGAUUGGUUUCUAAAUUUUGGAGCCCUAUAUCUCUGUAUGGAACUCCUUGCAGCGUGCAGAGAUUUGGUUAUAUACUCUAGGGAGCUUGCGUCAAACUCUAUUCCAGCUCAUGAGACAUUUUGUUGCAUCCUUCAGAGUUUUUGUGUUUCUCUAAUUGAUGCCCUCUGUUCUAUCCUUGAAACAACUGCUAAUGAAGGUGCUGAUGAUGUGGAUAUUUACCUCCGAGUGAGGAGCUUGCAGAUCUUGGCCACAUUUCCUGAAGAUCUUUUAGCAAUAUCGGAUAAUGUAUUCAAGAAUAUUUUAACAACACUCAUGUCAAUCAUCUUCAAAGAUUUCAACCAGAAAUUUUUAUGGAAGCUCGCCUUGAAGGCAUUAGUUCAUAUUGGCUCUUUCGUUAGUAGAUAUGAGUCUGAGAAGGCACAGAGCUACAAUUCUAUAGUUGUUGAAAAGAUGGUUUCCUGGGUUUCUGUUGAUAAUUGUACCUUACCUUUUCCACUCAAACUGGAAGCAGUCUCUGAAAUUGGUGCAAGUGGGCGAAAUCAUAUGCUGAAUAUUGUUCAAGGGUUGGAAGGCGCUAUAUUUUCUUACGUAUCUGAUUUUUAUGUACAUGGAAAUGUGAGCUCUGCCGAAGUAGCAAUUCAACUUCUGCAAUUCUAUUCUGAAAAGGUUAUUCCGUGGAUCCAUGAAACUGAAGGUCUUGAAGAAAUCCUGUUGCGCUUUGCUACUAACAUUUGGGACCACGUGGAAAGUUGGAUAUCUUGCAAUGUUGAGGUUCAGGAAAAAGGGCUUUUGGAUGCAAUAAUGAUGGCAAUGAAGCUUACUGUUGGGAGUUGUUCAGAAGAAAUCCAGUACAUCAUACUCCAGAAGGCCUAUACUGUACUUUCUUCAAAUACAUCUCUUCUAUUGAAGAAAUCCUCGUUGACUUCCAUUCCUGUCCAACUUGAAGAGUCACAACUUAUUCAGCAUGUAGACAAUAUCUCCCACAGAGAUGAAUUGGUUCUAUCAUUAUUUGCUUCAGUAAUUAUCGCAGUUCGGCCAAGAACAGAAAUUCCAAACAUGAAGGAAAUACUUUAUUUAUUUCUGACAACCCUCCUCAGGGGACAUGUUCCUUCAGCUCAGGCUUUGGGUUCUAUGAUCAACAAAUUUGAUACGAAAGCCAAGAGCACUGAGAUCUCAAGGGAGUCCACUUUGGAAGAUGCAAUGGAUAUAAUUUUCAAAACAAAAUCAUGGUUUUUUCGUGACAAUGAAGUCUUACAGAGGAAUGGCAAUGGAAUGGGUCUUAAGGAUUUAUGCCUUGGUCUCAUGAACAAUAUACAGCUUCAAGUCCAUGCCAUAGUUGGACUAGCAUGGAUUGGGAAAGGUUUACUUCUGCGUGGUCAUGAAAAAGUAAAAGAUGUAAUCAUGACUCUUUUGGAGUGCUUAAUGCCAGACAGCAGUACUCGUGCUGCAAAGUUGAAGCAGGAUUCGUUCGAAAACAUUCUUGAGCAAGAUUUCCAUCCCUCUGUAAGAAGAAGUGCUGCAGAUGCCUUUCAUAUUCUUAUGAGUGAUUCUGGAGUUUGUUUGAAUAAAAUAUUUCAUGCGAUAAUACGUCCACUCUAUAAGCAGCAUCUUUUCUCAGUAGUGAUGCCUCUUUUGCAGUCUUUACUAAAGAAUUUUGAUCCAUCCUUUUCAAGAUCUAUGCUGUAUCGGGCCUCUGUGCAUAUCAUCGCAGAUGCUCCUCUAAUAGUUGUCGUGAGUGAAGCUAAGAAGCUAAUAUCAUUACUGCUGGAGGGAUUAUCUAUUUUAAGUGAGGAUAUUCUAGAUAAGGACCAGCUCUACAGUCUUUUGCUAGUCUUAUCUGCAAUAUUGACUGAUAAAAAGGGAGAGGAAGCUGUCAUAGAGAAUGCACAUUCUGUUAUCAACUGCCUAAUUGGACUGAUUGCUUACCCUCAUAUGAUGCUUGUUCGAGAGACAACAAUUCAAUGUCUUGUUGCCAUGUCUAAGUUGCCCCACACAAGAAUCUACCCCAUGAGAACAAAGGUAUUACAAGCUAUGUCAAAGGCACUUGACGAUCCGAAGAGGGCUGUUCGUCAGGAAGCUGUCAGAUGUCAGCAAGCGUGGGCGUCAAUUGCAUGAGUAUAGACUAUAGAAGAGCAUUCAUUUUUACAAGGAUGAUAGAGCUUCCCGCAGAGUAUACAAGAUUCAUAUCUUGUUUGUGAUUAUCUAGCAUUGUAUAUAUGUUCAUCAACACUAAGUGCUCUGAAAUUUUGUUUCUAGCUUCUCUCUUUCUCUGCAAAUUAUUUGUUUAUAGUUGAAUUAAAAUUCUGAGUGAUGGUUGAUUUCAUUCUUGGUCGGUAAUCUCACGAUCCUUUUAAGUGCUCAAAUGCAACAUCAGUGGGAGAGUCGUAUCAUAUAUGCCCUUUUUAUUUAAUAAUAAU
This is a messenger RNA of Morus notabilis, 3844 nucleotides long. RefSeq names its product MMS19 nucleotide excision repair protein homolog. The transcript has 20 exons. The record is from RefSeq and is a predicted model, not a curated record. Gene Ontology annotation, biological process: iron-sulfur cluster assembly. Gene Ontology annotation, cellular component: cytosolic [4Fe-4S] assembly targeting complex. NCBI's taxonomy places the organism in Eukaryota, Viridiplantae, Streptophyta, Magnoliopsida, Rosales, Moraceae. The coding region runs from base 126 to 3542 and encodes 1138 amino acids.